AUGGGAUCUGCCUGUGUUCCUGGUCUCAAGCCUCCUUCUCCUGCCUGUGCUCUUUGGGACCCCAUCCUCUGGUCUAACACUAUGAUGUGUGGCCCCAUCAGAGGGCUGCUCCUGGCCCUAGUGGUGGGAUUUGGCAUGGUGGUGGCAUUUGCACCCAUACCCCGGAUCACCUGGGAACUUGGAGAUCUGAUGCAGUUUCAUGAGCCAAGCAUCUUCAACUACUCAGAGUUGCUGCUGAAUGAGUACAAGAAUUUGCUCUAUGUUGGUGCCCGGGAGGCCGUCUUUGCACUGAACAUGCUCAACAUCUCUCAGAAGAAACAGGAGGUACAAUGGAAGGCCUCAGAUGAGAGAAAGGCAAACUGCAUAGAAAAAGGGAGAUCAAAAGAGACAGAAUGCCUCAACUACAUCCGGGUGCUGCAGCAAUUAACAUCCGAUGUCCUCUAUGUGUGUGGGACCAAUGCAUUCCAGCCCACAUGUGACUAUCUGAACAUAAUAUCAUUUAAAUUUCUAUGGAUGAAGCAAGAUGGCAGAGGAAAAUGUCCCUUUAACCCUGCACAUACUUACACCUCUGUCAUGGUUGAUGGAGAGCUUUAUGCUGGGACAACAUAUAAUUUUUUGGGUAGCGAGUUCAUCAUCUCCAGAAACUAUUUCCACAGUCAUCUACGAACAGAGUCUGACAUCCCAUGGCUAUAUGAGCCUAAUUUCAUCCAUGCUGAUGUGAUACGAAAAACCCCUUCUGGCAUCAAGGGUGAUGAAAACAAGGUCUACUUCUUCUUCACGGAAGUGUCUGUCGAGUAUGACUUUUUUUUCCAGUUAAAGAUCCCCCGCAUUGCAAGAGUGUGCAUGGAUGACCAAGGUGGCAAGAAGAUUUUGCAGAAUAAGUGGACUUCCUUCCUGAAGGCUAAGCUACUCUGCUGCCAUCCAGAUCUAGGCCUCUUCUUUAAUGUACUGCAAGAUGCCUUCAUUCUCCGGCCCCCAGCAGUGAAGGAGCCUGUGUUCUACGUAGUCUUCACAUCACAGCUGAACAGUGUGUGUCUGUCUGCAGUCUGCACCUACACACUGUCCACAGUGGAGGCAGUGUUCUCUCAUGGGAAUUACAUGCAGAAAGCACAUGUGGAUUUUUACCCCAAGUGGCUGACCUACCAUGGUGAAGUGCCCACGCCUCGGCCUGGAAUGUGCAUCAACAGCGAGACACGUGCAGCCAACUACAACAGCUCUUUGCAUUUACCAGACAAAACACUGCUGUUCAUCAGAGACCACCCUUUGAUAGCAGAGUCAGUAACUCCAAUAGGCAACAAGCCCAUAUUAGUGAAAAAAGAUGUGAACUACACCCAGAUCGUGGUGGACAGGACCCAGGCCCUGGACAAGAACUUCUAUGAUGUCAUGUUUAUCGGCACAGCACACGGCACCCUGCACAAAGCUGUCCAGCUCCAGAACGGCAUGCACAUCAUUGAGGAGACACGGCUUUUCCAGAACUCUGAGCCAGUCCAAAACCUGUUGCUGUCUUCAAAGAAGGGCAGCAAGUUUGCCUACGCCAGCUGCAACUCAGAAGUGGUCCAAGUCCCUCUGGCCUUCUGCAGGAAGCACAGCAGCUGUGAGGAGUGUGUGCUGGCCCGGGACCCCUACUGUGCCUGGAGCCCAUCAGAGGGCGCCUGUGUGGCUCUUCCUGAGGCCCAGGACUGCACCAGCAGGUAUUGGACUUGCAUUCAGGACAUGAGUGGUGAUGUAUCUUCAUGCCCAAGAAUAUACUGGUACCAGAAGACUACUUAUACUAAGAAUUGUACAGCUUACCUCAAAUGCCCCCCCAAAUCCAACAUAGCUCAGGUGGUAUGGAAAUUCCAAAAUAAUGUGUUGAAUAUCACAGGAUAUAAAUACAGUUUUGCAAGUAAGAAAAACCUGAUCAUCUUCAACCUGUCUGAGAGAGACAGUGGGGUAUACAGCUGCCUGUCGGUGGAGAAGAUUGGCAACACUACAGUCUCUCAUGUGCUGAAGAGGUAUAUACUGGAAGUGAAUCAUGACCCAAAACCUGACUGA
Molecule: messenger RNA, 2034 nt
Organism: Perognathus longimembris pacificus (Pacific pocket mouse)
Lineage: Eukaryota; Metazoa; Chordata; Mammalia; Rodentia; Heteromyidae
Product: semaphorin-4D-like
Exons: 15
Coding region: 1-2034 (677 amino acids)
Biological process (GO): neural crest cell migration; positive regulation of GTPase activity; negative regulation of axon extension involved in axon guidance
Molecular function (GO): semaphorin receptor binding; chemorepellent activity
Source: RefSeq, a predicted model, not a curated record